Molecule: messenger RNA, 489 nt
Organism: Fragaria vesca subsp. vesca
Lineage: Eukaryota; Viridiplantae; Streptophyta; Magnoliopsida; Rosales; Rosaceae
Exons: 3
Coding region: 1-399 (132 amino acids)
Source: RefSeq, a predicted model, not a curated record
AUGGGGGAUUGGGUCCUCCAGAAGAUUCUGACCCUUUCCUCUUCUUCUCUCCCAAUUUCUUCUUCUUUCCCGAUUUCAGUAAACCUGCCAUCGACAUCUUCCCCACCAAAUUCUCCACCGCCCUCUCCACCACCCAAUCCGUCGCCGCCAUCUCCAUCAACCGAUCCGCCGCCGUCAUCUCCAUCACCCAAUCCGCCUCCACCCUCCAAUUUCGAAAAUUAUGCCCGACGCCCCAAAUUCCCAGUUGAUGUCGUCCUUCCUGAUUCUCUUUCCCUUGUUCCCGCUGAGAGCCGCUUCGUCGUUCUCAACGCUCUCGAGAACCCAACGUCCGACUCAAAGACUACGUCUGCUCGCAGGUUAGCUUAUUUGAGGUCGGGUGUACAUGAAGUCGAGGCAUAGUCCAUAAUAUGGCUUCCGCUUAUUUGUAUUUUCUGUUUCCUUUUUUUCCUUAUUUAGAGGUUAUCUGAACCUAUGAAUUGUUGAUUAUGA